Zingiber officinale is the source of this 1547-nucleotide messenger RNA. Its product is annotated as pto-interacting protein 1-like. The transcript is spliced from 8 exons. NCBI's taxonomy places the organism in Eukaryota, Viridiplantae, Streptophyta, Magnoliopsida, Zingiberales, Zingiberaceae. Gene Ontology annotation, molecular function: protein kinase activity; ATP binding. Gene Ontology annotation, biological process: protein phosphorylation. The record is from RefSeq and is a predicted model, not a curated record. Bases 199 to 1275 code for a protein of 358 amino acids.
GCAGAUGCCACUGGCAGAGUUUAAAAGCGAUUGCCGUCCUUCGCUUCAUUUGGGACUUCCAUCUCAUCUCCGCUCGCUUAUCCUGCGCGCCACCUACUAUCGUGCGCGCCGCCGCUGGAUCCUCGUCUCUUUCUUUCAGAGUCUGAGCUAAAAGCAAUUAUUUCAAGAUAAGUGCAGCUGCAUUUGAGUGAAACAAUCAUGUGCUUCAGUUGUUUUAGGAAGCCCAACGUCCUACCUUCUUAUCAUGAGGGACCAUCUGCUAAUGCAGUAGGACAGGGUCCUCAUCAUACUCCAAACUUUACUCCUAAUAAUGCCCAACCUAUUAGAGUCCAGCGAAUUGAAGUUCCUUCCAUUCCUGUAGAUGAAAUAAGGGAAAUCACAAAGAAUUUCAGCAAUUCAGCUUUGAUCGGAGAGGGUUCAUAUGCUAGAGUUUUCUUUGGUACCUUGAAAGAUGGCAAACAAUCUAUCAUCAAAAAGUUGGAUGAUACUAAGCAGCCUAACCAAGAAUUUUUAGCCCAGGUAUCUAUGGUGUCCAGGUUGCAACAUGAAAAUGUGGUAGCGCUUCUGGGUUACUGCAUGGAUGAAGGAAGUUUACGUGUUCUUGCGUAUGAAUAUGCUUCCAUGGGAUCCCUUCAUGAUAUCCUACAUGGGCGAAAGGGUGUUGAAGGGGCAAAGCCAGACACAAUUUUGCCAUGGGCAGAACGAGUUAAGAUUGCCGUGGGGGCUGCAAAAGGACUUGAAUACCUGCAUGAGAAAGCACAACCUCGAGUCAUUCAUCGUGAUAUCAAGUCCAGCAAUGUACUUCUGUUUGAGGAUUAUGUGGCAAAAAUAGGGGACUUUGAUAUAUCCAACCAGAGUCCUGAUAUGGCAGCACGCCUGCAGUCCACCAGAGUUCUUGGAACUUUUGGUUAUCAUGCUCCUGAGUUUGCCAUGACAGGACACCUUACAUCCAAGAGCGAUGUCUACAGCUUUGGUGUUGUUCUCUUAGAGCUUUUAACUGGACGAAAACCUGUGGAUCCGAGUUUGCCACGAGGACAGCAGAGUCUUGUGACAUGGGCAACACAAAGGCUAACUGAAGAUAAAGUCCACCAAAUCGUAGAUCAAAAACUAGGAAGAGACUACCCUCAGAAAUCUAUUGCAAAGUAUGCUGCCGUAGCUGCUUUGUGCAUGCAGUAUGAAGCUGAACUCCGCCCAAACAUGAGCAUCGUUGUGAAAGCUCUCCAGCCUCUAUUGAAUUCUAAAAAUGGUUACCCUGGCGGUGCAUCGAGAUUCUAAGGCACUCUCUUUUCUUCUUGUUCCGGUUGCUGGUGACGAUACAAGUGUUUGAUGCUUGUUGCCCAAUGCCAUCCUAAUUGUGAGAUUAUUGUUUCCUGCCAUGCUUGAUUUGUCUUCGCAAUGCAUUUGAUAACACUACGAUUUAUGCAUGCGUGAUCUGUGUCUGGUUGUCCCUUUCUUGAUGGAUGAGAUGAGCUUUAUAACUGUGGACUUACAUGUUGCUUAGUAAUUGUAUACACAAGUUACAUACAUUAAAAAAAAUGAUUUCUACU